Stereum hirsutum FP-91666 SS1 is the source of this 942-nucleotide messenger RNA. RefSeq lists its product as uncharacterized. The transcript has 2 exons. NCBI's taxonomy places the organism in Eukaryota, Fungi, Basidiomycota, Agaricomycetes, Russulales, Stereaceae. Gene Ontology annotation, molecular function: nucleic acid binding. Bases 1 to 942 code for a protein of 313 amino acids. The record is from RefSeq and is a predicted model, not a curated record.
AUGGUCGCAGACUUCAUUUCUGCUGACUAUGGCUACUUGCGCUCGCCGGAUGGAACCGAGGAGGCGCGGGUGCUGUUUCCUGCUGGGGCACAUCGGGAGGGUUAUUUUACGAAUGAAGAGAUAUUGAAGCAGGCGAGGAAGGCGAUGGGGAUCCUCGAGAAAUAUUACCCAGACGAGGACCACGUAUUCGUAUUCGAUAAUGCGACGACGCACCUAAAGCGACCUCAAGGGUCACCGAGCGCCACCAAAAUGACGAAGGGGCCGUCGAAGGAUUUUGGCGUUGACGUGAACGUUUUGGGCGAGGAUGGAAAACCUAUUUAUAACGAGAAGCGUCAGCCUAUCAAGAAGAGGGUUCGCAUGGAAAAGGGGCGGUUGGAUGAUGAGAACGAGCAGGACUUUUACUUUCCAGAUGACCAUUCCGAGUUCCCUGGAUACUUCAAGGGCAUGGCACGGAUUCUCGAAGAGCGUGGCGUGGACGUGAAGGGGAAGAAGGCUCAAUGUGGCAAGGCCUUCUCCGAUUGCCCCAAGGGCGCUACCGACUGCUGCUGCCGUCGCAUGCUGUACAACCAACCGGACUUCGUUAACGUCGAAUCCAUUUUGGAGUCGGUGUGUCGAGAGCGGAACGUACCGGUGGUGUUUCUGCCGAAAUUUCACUGCGAGCUGAACCCCAUUGAGCAAGUAUGGGGUGCGGCGAAACGGUACUAUCGGCUUUUACCUCCAUCGUCGAAGUUCGAGGACCUUCGUCAAAACCUUCUCGAAUCCCUUGAAUCUGUCUCUGUGGAUCAUAUGCGAAGGUUCGUGACGCGAACCUCGCGGUUCAUGGAUGCGUACCGCAAAGGGUUGAAUGGAAGGCAGGCGGCGUGGGUUUCACGCAAGUACCGUGGACACCGUGUUGUGUCGGAGUCAAUUCUAAAAGAAAUGGAUAACGCUAAAGUUGUAUAA